CGGAUAGCAGACCUGUGUUAAUAUUUCUACCUUACAGUCUUGGAAGAGAUUGGAUUUUUUUUUUUUUUCUGGUUGCACCAGGUCUUAGUUGCAGCCAGCAGCCUCCUUAGUUGUGGCAUGCAAACUCUUAGUUGCGGCAUGCAUGUGGGAUCUAGUUCCCUGACCAGGGAUUGAACCCGGGCCCCUGCAUUGGGAGCGCGGAAUCUUAACCACUGUGCCACCAGGGAAGUCCCUGGAUUUUUUCUUUUUAAGUUUUAAUUUUUAUUUAUUUAGUUUUUUGGCCAUGUUUUAUUUAUUUAUUGGCCAUGCCACCCUGCUUGUGGGAUGUUAGUUCCCCAACCAGGGAUUGAAUCCUGGGUCAUGGCAGUGAAAGUGCCGAGUCCUAACCACAGGACUGCCAGGGAAUUCCCCGAGGUGGGAUAUUUUAGGGCCAAACAAGGCAGGGAUGUGCGCACAGGUGUGGUCUGGCUCCAGAAUAUGCCUUGGUUUAACCUCUGCUGGACUGUGGGAACCUCCAGGACACGACCCCGUGGUUUUCAGUCUGUGUGUCUCUAAUCCCCAAGAUGCAGGUGACCACCUGCAGGCAUGCAUACAUUUGUAUACCUUUUCCCACCAGGUGCUUGUUGUGCCCACCGCCUCCAUGCCUAAAGCAGAGUGUGUGUGUGUGGCGUAGACUCGGCUCUCUUCUGCCACCUCUUUGGGGCCAUAGGACCAGGUGCUGUUUUGAGUGACACACUGUUCUGAACUCUACCCCAAGGGGGCUCCUGUGCUGGACAUGCCUGUGCCCGAAGAGGGCACCCCGCCACCCCUGAGUGGCACCCCCGUCCCGGUCCCAGCCUACUUCCGCCAUGCAGAACCUGGCUUCUCCCUCAAGAGGCCUCGGGGGCUCAGUCGGAGCCUCCCGCCCCGGCCCCCUGCCAAGGGCAGCAUCCCCAUCAGCCGCCUCUUCCCUCCUCGGACCCCAGGCUGGCACCAGCCCCAGCCCCGGCGGGUGUCAUUCCGAGGCCGAGCCUCCGAGCCCCUGCAGAGCCCCGGGUAUGACCCGAGCCGGCCGGAGUCCUUCUUCCAGCAGAGUUUCCACAGGCUCGGCCGCCUGGGCCACGGCUCUUAUGGAGAGGUCUUCAAGGUGCGCUCCAAGGAAGACGGCCGGCUCUAUGCUGUGAAGCGCUGCAUGUCGCCUUUCCGGGGCCCCAAGGACCGGGCCCGCAAGCUGGCCGAGGUCAGCGGCCAUGAGAAGGUGGGGCAGCACCCGUGCUGCGUGCGGCUGGAGCAAGCCUGGGAGGAGGGCGGUAUCCUAUACCUGCAGACAGAGCUCUGUGGGCCCAGCCUACAGCAGCACUGUGAGGCCUGGGGUGCCAGCCUGCCCGAGGCCCAGGUCUGGGGCUAUCUGCGGGACACCCUGCUGGCCCUGGCCCACCUGCACAGCCAAGGCCUGGUCCACCUUGACGUCAAGCCUGCCAAUAUCUUCCUGGGGCCCCGGGACCGCUGCAAGCUGGGUGACUUUGGGCUGCUGGUGGAGCUGGGUGCAUCCGGAGCUAGUGAGGCCCAGGAGGGAGACCCUCGCUACAUGGCCCCCGAGCUGCUUCAAGGCUCUUAUGGGACAGCGGCAGAUGUGUUCAGUCUGGGUCUCACCAUCCUGGAGGUGGCGUGCAACAUGGAGCUGCCCCAUGGUGGGGAGGGCUGGCAACAGCUACGCCAGGGCUACCUGCCCCCUGAGUUCACUGCUGGCCUGUCUUCUGAGCUGCGUUCUGUCCUCACCAUGAUGCUGGAACCUGACCCCAAGCUGCGGGCCACAGCCGAGGCCCUGCUGGCCCUGCCGAUGCUCAGGCAGCCGCGGCCCUGGACCGUCCUGUGGUACAUGGCUGCCGAGGCCCUCAGUCGAGGGUGGGCCCUGUGGCAGGCCCUGCUUUCCCUGCUGUGCUGGCUCUGGCACGGGUUGGCACACCCUGCCAGCUGGCUGCAGCCCCUGGGUCCGCCGGCUACCCCGCCUGGCUCGCCGCCCUGCAGCCUCCUGGACAGCAGCCUCGCCAGCAACUGGGAUGACGACAGCAUAGGGUGGGUGAGGGCUCCGGGCAGGCCACCUUGCUUGUCUUGCCUACCCCCCGCAGGCCCUUGCUUUCUCCAGAGGCCAUCCUGGCCAGGGCUGCUGGGAGCACCUCCACCCCCUGCAGUGGCUCUCCUGCCCCCCGGGGCAGGUACACACUGAGGUGAGCAGGCCCAGGGUCUCAGGGGGUGGGAGGGGGCAGCUUUUGGAUCCUGAGAGUCAUUUCUCUCUUCUCUCCCCCUAGGGAUUCUCUGGACCUAAGUGACAUUGACUCAGAGCCCCCACAGGGCACCUUCCCUGCCUUUGAGCCUCGGAACCUCCUCAGCCUGUUUGAGGACUCACUGGGCCCAACCUGAGCCCACGGGCCCAGGCUCGGUACUUU
Molecule: messenger RNA, 2426 nt
Organism: Kogia breviceps (pygmy sperm whale)
Lineage: Eukaryota; Metazoa; Chordata; Mammalia; Artiodactyla; Physeteridae
Gene: PKMYT1
Product: protein kinase, membrane associated tyrosine/threonine 1
Biological process (GO): meiotic cell cycle; negative regulation of G2/MI transition of meiotic cell cycle; protein phosphorylation
Cellular component (GO): cytoplasm; nucleus
Molecular function (GO): ATP binding; protein tyrosine kinase activity
Source: RefSeq, a predicted model, not a curated record